Messenger RNA from Chara braunii, 1344 nucleotides. The record is from the annotation of a GenBank genome assembly. NCBI's taxonomy places the organism in Eukaryota, Viridiplantae, Streptophyta, Charophyceae, Charales, Characeae.
GCUCGCCCGAUCAUCCGCCAUGUGUCCUACCUUCGUCCCCUUCCUCCUUCUCCAUCUUCGCAUUCAUCCGAUUCCUCCUCCACUGCGGAAGAAGGCGACGACUAUCUCUCUCCUGUCUCUCCGUCUCCUUCCUGUUCUUUCUCUAUUACCCCGUCACCAUCGCCAUGAGCUUUGCAACGGAGCAAGUGAUCGGCGCGCGGCUUCUUACUCCGCGGGGGCGAAUCAAUGUCAUACGGCAGAUGCAGCGGCCCCAUCUCUGCUCUGAUCUCCUCCGGUUCGCAGCUUUCUUCAGCACGACGACGAUCUACGCGGCGGCAGAGUUCCGAUUCACGGAAGAGGCAACUACGCAGGUUCUGGCCGAGAUCUCGGCCUUCCGACGGCUAUCCCCUCCCGGGAUUAGCCAUAUCACCGUCGUCGUUGUCUUUACAGGAGAUAUCACAGCGAUUCCGCCGGCGAUUCACUCCGACAUCUAUCGGACGUUGCGCACCUGGGCUGAAGAAGUGCGGACGGCAUGGACAAAUCUCCUGGCUCGACGAGGGGAUACCGAUGUGCCGGCGCAUGACACGGACCUCCAGCUCCGCUCGUCUCGAAGCUCGCCAGCGAUCUCUGCGCGGGCUCCCACUCUCUCCUACCAUGUUAAGGAGAACAGUGCGCCACUAUUGAGCGAAGACAAGUGGGACGCGUGGUGGGAGGACUAUGUCGAGCUCGCUUUCUGCCUAUUGGAGAUAGAGUUCCGCUGGUCAGAAGCGGCCCCGUUCGGACAAGGACCGGAGCACCCAAAAGACAGUGUGGAGUUUCUGAUCAUCCAAGCCCGGAGAACGGUGGAGCAGGGCGAUAUGCUGGGAAUCGUAUUCGAAAAGGUGGAGGGGGGCAAUCUCACCUUGAUCACGGACGAGUUGCUAGUGUUUCUGACUCAACUGGUGGAUGAUCUGCCCCUAGACAUCUUGUCACGCAGUGACGAGCAGCCUGGCACCCACGUGCUGUCUCGAACGCUCGAGCCGCACCUUGUGUGGUCCACAUGUACGGAGAUUGAUGAGGACAACUGUCUCUUCCCCUCCCAGGCGCUUUACUUGGAGAUCAACGUUACCGAUCUCACAUUUUGGGACCCAAUCGCGAGGAGAAACGCGGCGCAGGACGAGGAGAUAGGGGGAGCAGAGGAAGAGGAGGAAGAAGAAGGGCUAUCGAGUGAGGAACGGGACGAUCCUGACUACGUCCUAGAAACGAGGGCAGUCAGCAAAUCGAGCCAGCAGCGGGGAAAGAACGAGGAGGAAGAACGGAGGAAGCGGAAGCGCUAGGAGACCGCGGAGGGAAAGCGACCCACGACAAACGUUUCUCCUGACGAUC